AUGGACUUCUCUCAGUACGGCGGACCGUCAGAAGAAUGGUUGGCAGUGGAGAAGACACUGCCCGCGCGGACCUUCGACAUCUCGUUGGAUCCAAUCGUUCUGCGUAAUGCGGUCAAUUCUGAGCGAGAAGCCCGCUCUGCAGAGGUGAAGCAAUUGUUCGCACCACAUGUCCAGACCAAAGAUCACGCCAUUCCGACCCGCGAUGGCUCAACCAUCGAAGCUCGAACCUAUCGAUCCGUGAAGAAGGAUGCAUCCGAGAAGCUUCCUGUAUACCUGUACUUCCACGGUGGAGGCUUCAUCUUCGGAUCGCUGAGUAGCGAGGACCCGCUAUGUGCGCAAACCGCGAUCAAGACUGGGGCCCUGGUGCUGAAUGUCAACUACCGUCAUACACCAGAACACAUCUUCCCAACCGCCUGGAAUGACACUCAUGACGCAUUCGUCUGGCUGCACAAGAACAUCGACAUGCUCGGAGGCGAUCCAUCUCAAGUCGUCGUCGGUGGCAUCUCAGCAGGCGGCAACCUAGCUGCUUCCCUGACUCUAGAGCAGCACCUUGGAAAGAGCGAAGACAUCGCAGGUCUGCCCACAAUAGCCGGCCAGAUCCUAAUCAUCCCAAUGCUCGCCCACCCAGCCACCUACGACCAAGGGCCAGGCAAGCUACUCAACCCCUCAACCUCAUCCUACGUUGAGAACGAAGAUGCACCGGUUUUGCCGAAGAAAACCAUCGACUUCUUUACCAAGCUGCUGAAGAUCGGGGAUGUAGAUCUCAAAGACACAAAGAUGAAUGUUGUCAAUGCGACGGAAGAGGAGGUCAAGGGUUUUCCUCCUACGGUGUUUGGUAUUGCGGGCUUGGACCCCCUACGUGAUGAGGCACUGUUGUUUUCAAAGAAGCUGUCAGAGGCUAAUGUGCCGACUUCUACUACGCUUUUCAAGGGCGUGCCGCAUGGCCAUAGGCGGUUUGGGAAAGCGUUGAAGGCGUCUGAGCAUUGGGAUCAGUGUGUUGAUGAGGGGAUACUUUGGGUGCUUUCGAAACCGGAGGCUACGGGGAAGUUCGAUGUGAGAGUACCGUAG
Alternaria incomplexa is the source of this 1068-nucleotide messenger RNA. RefSeq lists its product as uncharacterized. NCBI's taxonomy places the organism in Eukaryota, Fungi, Ascomycota, Dothideomycetes, Pleosporales, Pleosporaceae. The coding region runs from base 1 to 1068 and encodes 355 amino acids. The transcript has 2 exons. Gene Ontology annotation, molecular function: hydrolase activity. The record is from RefSeq and is a predicted model, not a curated record.